UCUUCUAGUCAGUUUGUUUACAUUUGUGUCAAUGUCCUUUAUGUUCAUUUUUGGUCAUAAUUUUUUUUAGGAUUUGUUUGUCACAUCGAUUUUCAUAAAUUUACUUCCGCAGAUUUGUAAUUACGUUUCUUAUCCUUUAAAGUUUUUUUAACAAUUAUUUUUCCAAUAAUGUCAAAAACACGAUUUUAUAAUUUUCCUGAAAUCAUAUCCAACGAUAUUCAAGAGGAAAAUAUACCAAUAACAGUGUCUAACAAUAAUAAUGAUGAAAACAACGAAGACAAUGAAGACGAUUCUGAGUUCCUACAAGAUGUUCCUUAUUCAUCUAGCAGCCUUGAUCGCAGUUCGAUAGGGUCAAUACCAUGGGCUGACGAUGCCAUAAAACAAAAUCAAUUAGAUUGGGAGCAAGUUCAGCGUAUGCUAACUGGGGAAGAGACACUGCCCGUAGAACCAGAUUUGCGUAACGAGAUUGUAGAAUGGCAGACAAAAUUUCCACAACUAUUAGAAAGGAAGGAAACGCAAGAAGUUGUUGAAAAAAUCUUUGAUAACUCAAAAACUAAUAACGGUCUUACACAAAAUAUUGAUGAUUUAAUUUCACAUUUGAGUUUGAACAGUUCUGAAGAUGAAGAGCGUUAUGAUGAUUUAGCUACGCCCACCACAACGGCACCGCGAAGAAACGAAACAUUAGAAAGCCAGUUUUUAGGAAGAAAGACUCCCAUAAGCAAAUCAUACGCAGACAGGCUUUCAGCUAAAAUGGCUUUAUUACGUGUGACAGCAAUACCACUACGCCCGAAACAACGAAAUGAUUAUAUUAAAGAUAUACCACAACAGAUUUCAACCGAUCGUGAGCCUAGCGCUACAUCUAGUUCUUUGCGUUUACGAAAAAUUACAACAAGUAAGCCUCAACCGCAUAUGCAGUCACCUGGAAAUAAGCUUUACGACACACAGCAACGUUUUCGUAUGCCUCCAAUUCUGAACGUACUGGAAAGUAAGCGACGUUUUCGCGAUUUAGCUUCGAACAAAAGUUUUGUGCAAUUGACGCACGUGAAAACACCGCACGCCAAAUCCGCCGCUAUAAUAAGACAGCCAGAUAAUCAUUUAACGAUUGGCCAUACACCGCGUUCUACGACAUAUUUCACGGGCCAUCAUCAAGCGGCGUGGCAGAAACCACUAAUUGCUACACGGGUUAGCAGUAAUUUUUUCAACAAUCGUAAUGCUAUUAUCUUGCCUUCGCUGCAUUCAAAAGGUAUCAGUGCGCAACAACAGCGUCGUAAUAGUACAACAUCUAGUACAGGAGCUGGUACAAGGACACAAAGUUUAUCGAACUCAAAUGUAGGUUCUUCAACGAACAGCAGCGCUGAGUUUAACAUGCGACCACAUAAUGUCGUGGAUCGCUUUGUGUCACGGUGGCAGCAAAUCAAUGCCAAUACUUCAACUUCUACAGGAACUGUUUCAACUGGUCGCUCAAUCUCAGCGGCUGUGCAUCAUCUUUCGCGCGCAGACGUCGGUUUAAGAGAGUUGUAUGUGCCAUAUAAUGCCUACAAACAUGAUGGCUUCAAAUAGCGAUCACAGGCGUGGCGAUUUGUUUAAUGCGCCACGGUGUUUACUUAUGUCUCCUUCGUAACAAAUAACUGAAAAUCAAGAUUCUAACACAUUCUUAAUUUUUUUGGUCGUUUUAUGAAAGUUAGUGCAAAUAACUGCCAAUAUUUGAAAUUUUCGAAACACUGUGAAACAACAACUAUUCUUACAUUAUUUGUACAAAUAAAAUUUGUGUUAACACGUGACUUUGCAAUUAUAGAGCAAAGAAGGACCUGCUUUCUUAAAAUCAUGAACUACAAAUUGCCGUGCAAUUAUAUAAGAAGUGCCUACUAAGCGUUAAAGUUUUGUUAACGUUUCAAAUAUAAUUGUGGUGGUAAUAAAUUUUGAAGACAGAUAGUCAACUGUUGAUAAACUAUAAAAUAUGUUUUAUUUAGCUUAAUUUUUAGGCAUUUUCAAGAAACAUCGAAAUUGCUACAACAUAAUGGAGAAAUUUAUUAAUUUCGAUUAUAAAUAUUGUUUUUUUUCAUCCGUAUGCUGCCCUGUCUUGUAGAAUUGUGAGGCGUCGUGUGUCAAAUGAUUUAUAUGUAGAACCACCAAUGAACUUGUGUACGCUUACUUCGGUUAGGAUCGACUUCUUAAGCUAGCGUUCACUUAUUUAGCGUCAGUCAACACCAAAAAGGUUUUUUCAUUUUAAUUUACUG
Messenger RNA from Zeugodacus cucurbitae (melon fly), 2237 nucleotides. RefSeq lists its product as uncharacterized. The transcript has a single exon. NCBI's taxonomy places the organism in Eukaryota, Metazoa, Arthropoda, Insecta, Diptera, Tephritidae. The record is from RefSeq and is a predicted model, not a curated record. The coding region runs from base 169 to 1560 and encodes 463 amino acids.